Messenger RNA from Danio rerio (zebrafish), 3803 nucleotides. NCBI's taxonomy places the organism in Eukaryota, Metazoa, Chordata, Actinopteri, Cypriniformes, Danionidae. The record is from RefSeq and is a predicted model, not a curated record.
AGAAGAUGCAAGAUGGCCGCGCGCAUCACAGUCGUGAAAUAUGUUCACUGUGCACUUCUAACUACAAAAUUGAGCUGUUUGUCUUCGGGAAUAAGAAGAUGCUCUGCUCUGUCAUGCUCAGUAUCUCGUAGGGAAUUCACAUCUAAAAGAGUACGGCGGAAGUUUAUCGACUUUUUCAGGGAAGGUUAUGGACAUCGGGUGGUUCCGUCUUCCUCCGUACGCCCGAGAGGAGACCCCAGUCUGCUAUUCGUCAAUGCAGGAAUGAACCAGUUUAAGCCGAUUCUGCUGGGCUGUGCUGACCCUCGCAGUGAGAUGGUCUCGUACCGGCGGGUGGUAAACAGUCAGAAGUGUGUCCGUGCUGGAGGCAAACACAAUGACCUACAGGAUGUGGGGAAGGACGUUUACCAUCAUACCUUCUUCGAGAUGCUGGGGAACUGGUCAUUCGGGGACUACUUCAAGGUGGAAGCUUGUGCAAUGGCCUGGCGUCUUUUAACGGAAGAGUAUGGCAUUCCUGCGCAGCGCCUGUAUGUCUCGUACUUUUCUGGAGAUCCAGCUAAUGGUCUACCUGCUGAUGAGGAGACACGGGACAUCUGGCUUAGCAUGGGACUGAGAGCGGAUCAUGUGUUGCCAUUUGGGAUGAAGGAUAACUUCUGGGAAAUGGGAGAGACGGGCCCAUGUGGCCCCUGCACAGAGAUUCACUACGAUCACAUUGGCAACAGGAACGCUGCCUCACUGGUCAAUGCAGACAGUCCAGAUGUAGUGGAAAUCUGGAACCUGGUAUUCAUGCAAUAUAACAGGGAGAGCAAUGGUAGUCUGCGAGCUCUUCCCCAGUGCAGUGUGGAUACUGGCAUGGGUUUAGAGAGGCUGGUGACGGUGCUGCAAGGCAAACGCUCCAACUACGACACAGAUCUCUUCACACCUCUAUUAUCUGCCAUCCACCAGUGCUCUAAGGCUCCCGCAUAUCAGGGCAGAACCGGAGCGGCUGAUGUGGCUCAGCUGGACAUGGCCUAUCGGGUCGUGGCGGAUCACAUCCGAACAAUCUGUGUGUGUAUCGCUGACGGAGUUUACCCAGGCAUGGCAGGCGCUGAGCUGGUGUUAAGACGCAUCUUAAGACGUGCGGUUAGGUUUUCUACAGAGGUGCUGCAGGCUCCUGAGGGUGCACUGGCAAGUCUGGUGCCCACUGUAGCUAAUCUACUGGGUGAUGCCUAUCCUGAGCUGAACACAGAGUCUGAUAGAAUCAUGGAUCUCAUUAAUCAGAAUGAAGCCCACUUCCUGUCCUCGCUGAAACAGGGUAGGAGGGUGAUUGACAGGACUCUCAGCAACAUGGACGAAAACUCUUCUUUUUUUCCAGCCUCUGUUGCCUGGUCCUUAUAUCGUAACCUGGGCUUUCCUCUGGAUCUCAUUGACCUUAUGCUAGAGGAAAAAGGCAAGAUUGUUGAUAAAAAGGAAAUGAAGGUGCUGGAAGAUGAAUAUGAGAAGUUGGGUCUUCAGUCAGAGGAGGAUGAAGGUGAAAAGCUGGACCAGCUGGACCUUCAUAGCCUGGCAGAGCUACAACGGCAAAGAGUUCCUCACACAGACGACUCUCCAAAAUACUGUUACAGUGUGGGGUCCGAUGGACAAUACGUGUUUGAGCCCUGCAAAGCGUCUGUCCUGGCACUUUACUGUGAUGGGGCACUGGUUUCAGAGGUGCGUCAGGGUCAGCACUGCGCUGUGAUCCUGGACCAGACCAGCUUUUAUGCAGAGCAGGGCGGACAGGCCAAUGACCAGGGUUACUUCACCAAGGAUGGGCUGCAGGAUGUGUUGUUCCCUGUAAAGUGUGUCCGUCUCGCUGGGGGUUAUGUGGUACACAAAGUCACAGCAGCAGAGACUUUGAGAACUGGAGAUCAAGUGCAUCUUCACGUGGAUGAGGCUUGGCGGCUGGGCUGCAUGAUAAAUCACACCGCCACCCAUGUGCUGAACUUUGCUCUGCGAGAGUUGCUAGGUCCCGUUGUCAGCCAACGAGGGUCUCAUUGCAGUGCGAAUCGUCUACGCUUCGACUUCAGUGUCAAGGGCUCCCUGACAGUCUCUGAGCUGCAGAAAGUUGAGGAGCUGGUGCUCAAUAUCAUUCGUCAAAAUGCAGAUGUGCACGUAGAGGAGGUUCCUCUGUCGAGUGCUAAACAAAUUGCUGGCCUGAGGACUGUAGAUGAGCUCUAUCCAGACCCAGUGCGAGUGGUGUCUGUGGCUGUGCCUGUUUCGGAUCUGCUUGCUUCAGAAAGAGCUGAGCAAACUUCAGUUGAGCUCUGCUGUGGCACGCAUUUACUGAGGACGGGAGCAAUUAGGGACUUUGUUGUUGUAUCUGAGCGACAGAUGAUGAAAGGCGUUUGCCGUAUUGUUGCCUUUACUGGAGAUGACGCCAUAAAGGCUAGAGAGGCAGGCCAAGCCUUGCAGGAGGAGUUGGAGUCUCUGGAGGCCCGGAUGGGAUUGUCUAACACAUUGUCUAUUCAUGAAGCAAAGCGGCUUUCCAAAGAGGUUGGCCACCAAAUCAAUGCAGUUGAUAUCACACCUAUGCCACAAUGGAAGAGACUAGAGUUGCAGACUCGUCUGAAAGCGGUGCUGAAGAGCAGCAAUAACUCCAUUCGAAAGUUGGAGAUCAAAGAGGCUGCCUUAAAAGCCAAGGAGCUUCUGGACAAGCACUCCAAUAAACCUGUCGUGGUGGAUUUGAUCCAGACUGACUCUAUUUCAGUGCUAAUGAAGACUGUGGUCCAGCUGAGCAAGAGCACUCCAAAGUCCUUGGUCAUGUUGUUCUCUCACUGGGAGUCAUCAGGGAAGCUGCUCUGUGCCUGUCUAGUACCCAAAGGCUCUACUGGUGGCUCGGCGAUCGAAUGGGCUCUUUCUGUGUGUUCACGCUUGGGUGGAAAUGCAGAAGGUGCAAAGGACACCGCUAAAGGUGUGGGGAAUGCAGUCAAAGUUGAGGAUGUUGCAGAGAUCCUGCACUGGGCUGAAGAAUUUGCACACAACAAAAUCAGAAACGUGCCCCGAACUGACUAAUCUUGGGUAAUCAUAGACCAUUUUUACCACAGUGGAUCUAUUUCAUCAAAAAUAUUACAUUUUCUGUGACGCAUCUUCCUUUGUUUUAAAAGGAUAAGGCACAUUUUUGUUUGUUAAAAGCUAAUUUUGAUAUUAAAUAUGAUUAAAUUAUUUAUUCCCAUUUUGCGUUCACUGUAUAAUAGUAAGUCUGGUGUAGAAACGUGUUAUUGAAUUAAAGAUAUGAUCGAGAAUGUUUCAUUUUAAAGUUAAACAUUAAUACAUUAUUGUGUUUUUUUGCCUUUAAUGCAUUUAUUAAAUUGGAUGGUACAAAUAAGACAGCAAAGCGCUGUGUUGAGCGUAGGCAACAGGAUCGACUAAAACCUUUGUAAAAAUUUUAUUUAAAUUGCUUUGUCUGAAAAGUAACUUAAUUACUCAAUAAGUAAUUAAAUUACUUGAUUUAAUACUACUUAAAACAUAUAUUCAUAUAGUGGGUACAGAAAGUAUUCAGACCGUUUAACAUUUUUUACUUGGUGAUAUUGCAACCUUUUGCUAAAAUCAUUUGUUCAUUUUUUUUCCUUAUUAAUGUAGACACAGCACUCCAUACUGACAGAAAAACACAGAAUUGUUGAAAUUUUUUGCAGAUUUGUUAAAAAGAAAAGCUGAAAUGUCUGAAAGUUGUCAGACCCUUUGCUCAGUAUUUAGUAGAAGCAGCCUUUUGAUUUAAUACAGUCAUGAGUGUUUUUGGGAAAGAUGCAACAUGUUUUUCACACUUGGGUUUGAGGAUCCUCUGCCGUUCC